This is a messenger RNA of Aspergillus wentii DTO 134E9, 351 nucleotides long. RefSeq names its product 40S ribosomal protein uS10 (gene S10a). The record is from RefSeq and is a predicted model, not a curated record. Gene Ontology annotation, molecular function: RNA binding; structural constituent of ribosome. Gene Ontology annotation, cellular component: cytosolic small ribosomal subunit; ribosome. Gene Ontology annotation, biological process: translation. The transcript is spliced from 3 exons. The coding region runs from base 1 to 351 and encodes 116 amino acids. Lineage: Eukaryota; Fungi; Ascomycota; Eurotiomycetes; Eurotiales; Aspergillaceae.
AUGUCUUUCCAGAAGCCCGAGAAGGACUUUGGCGAGGGCCCUAAGGUCCACAAGAUCCGUAUCACUCUUACCUCUCGCAAGGUCGCUUCCCUCGAGAAGGUCUGCACUGAGCUGAUCGACCGUGCCCGCUCCAAGUCCCUCCAGGUCAAGGGCCCCGUCCGUCUGCCCACCAAGACCCUUCACAUCUCCACCCGUAAGACCCCCAACGGUGAGGGUUCCAAGACCUGGGACAAGUACGAGAUGCGCAUCCACAAGCGUCUUAUCGACCUCCUCGCCCCCACUGAGACCGUCAAGCAGAUCAUCAUCAACAUCGAGGCCGGUGUUGAGGUUGAGGUCACCAUUGCCGCCUAG